Cicer arietinum (chickpea) is the source of this 2301-nucleotide messenger RNA. RefSeq lists its product as uncharacterized. Gene Ontology annotation, cellular component: mitochondrion. NCBI's taxonomy places the organism in Eukaryota, Viridiplantae, Streptophyta, Magnoliopsida, Fabales, Fabaceae. Gene Ontology annotation, molecular function: ATP binding; zinc ion binding; ATP hydrolysis activity. Gene Ontology annotation, biological process: mitochondrion organization. The record is from RefSeq and is a predicted model, not a curated record.
UGGAAAAGUGAUGUUCUAAUCGGGUCGGGUCGUAGAUCCGAUAAGUUGGAUCAUUUUCUGAACCCUACCAAAACCCUGAAACUUCAUUUUUUUGAAACUUCAUUUUCUUCAAGCAACUUAACUACAAUGGCGAAAUCACAUGCAGCCGGUUUAUUCUCGGCAAUAACCGCCACCAUCUCUGCAUCACGUUUUUCUCAAACUACUUUUUCCGAUGGAGCCAUUCCUUCAUCUUCAUCUUCUUCUGAAACCGAAUCAUCUUCGAAGACACGAAACAAUCAUCCCAGGACAACAUCUUCUGGAUUCGAUCCCGAAGCACUCGAAAGAGGUGUUAAAGCUCUCAAGGAUAUUUCAUCUUCAUCACAUGCUAAAAAGGUGUUUGAAAUUUUGAAGAAACAAGAGGAGACUAAGCAAGUUGAGUUUGCUGCUAAAGUUGCCGAGUUUCAUCAAAUGAAAGCACAACAAGAGACUGAAAGACAAAGGUUUUUAUACGAAGAAGAAAAAAAGCUGGCCCAGAUGAAGGCGCAAACAAAAUCCCAGAUGGAUAAAUAUGAGGAUGAGUUGGCAAGGAAGAGGAUGCAGGCCGAACAUGAGUACCAUAGAGUAAGGAACCAAGAGCUAGUAAAAUUGCAAGAAGAAUCAUCAAUCAGACAGGAGCAAGCUCGACGUGCAACAGAAGAACAAAUUCAAGAACAACGAAGGCAAACUGAGAGGGAAAAGGCUGAGAUCGAACGUGAAACAAUCAGAAUAAGUACUAUGGCAGAAGCAGAAGGGAGAGCGCACGAAGCAAAGCUAUCUGAAGAGAUUAACAGGCGAAUACUAAUUGAACGUGCUAAUGCAGAGCAAGAAAAAUGGAUUUCUAUCAUAAAUACUACCUUUGACCAUAUUGGAGGGGGUGUAAGAACCAUUCUAACAGAUCGAAAUAAGUUGGUUGUAGCAGUUGGUGGAGUGACUGCUCUGGCAGCGGGGGUCUACACAACAAGGGAAGGCGCACGGGUUAUUUGGGGAUAUGUUGAUAGAAUAUUGGGACAACCAUCAUUGAUCCGAGAGUCCUCCAGAGGGAAAUACCCCUGGUCUGGCAUGUUUUCUCGAGCCAAGAGCACCCUUUCUCGACGUAGUGAUCUAGAUUCUGCUUCAAAAAAUGGAAAGGGUUUUGGCGAUGUAAUUUUGCAUCCAUCUCUUAAUAAAAGAAUUGAGCAGCUGGCAUCUGCAACUGCGAACACAAAAGCACAUCAGGCUCCAUUCAGAAACAUGCUUUUUUAUGGCCCUCCAGGAACAGGAAAGACAAUGGCUGCCAGAGAGUUGGCUCGUAAAUCCGGAUUGGAUUAUGCGUUGAUGACUGGAGGGGAUGUUGCUCCACUGGGAUCGCAGGCUGUAACAAAGAUACACCAAUUGUUUGAUUGGGCCAAAAAGUCAAAUAGGGGUUUACUGCUUUUCAUUGAUGAAGCUGAUGCAUUUCUGUGCGAGCGGAACAAGACAUAUAUGAGUGAAGCACAAAGAAGUGCACUAAAUGCCCUUCUCUUCCGCACUGGUGACCAGUCUGAAGACAUAGUCCUUGCCCUUGCGACAAAUCGUCCCGGUGACCUAGAUUCAGCUGUUGCAGACCGUAUUGAUGAGGUCCUAGAAUUUCCCUUACCCGGAGAAGAGGAACGUUUUAAACUUCUUAAGCUCUACCUGGACAAAUACAUAGCGCAAGCUGGAUCACAAAAAUCCGGUUUAUUUUUCAAAGCAAACCCACAAAAGAUAGAGAUUAAGGGAUUGACCGAUGAUAUCAUAAAGGAAGCGGCAGCUAAGACCGAUGGAUUUUCCGGAAGGGAAAUAGCGAAACUGAUGGCUAGUGUCCAAGCUGCUGUGUACGGAAGCGAUGACUGUGUGCUUGACCCAAGCUUGUUCCGUGAAGUGGUAGAUUAUAAAGUUGCUGAACAUCAACAGAGAAUAAAAUUGGCAGCUGGUGAUAAAGCUAGUUAGUGCAUGAUGAGGAUAUAUAUUCAUAGAGAAAGUUUCUGUUAUUAAUCUUUUAAUGUAGGGCUGUUCUGUUCUUAGCAUGCUGUCAUUCAUUGUUUAUCCCUAAUUGAUGGGAAGAUUUUGAAAUUUAAAUAUAGGCUGAUAAUCACUAUUGAAUAUUUGAUUCAUCACUGGUUGUAACUCCUGAUUCAGGUUUUGCUAACUAUCAAGUUGAGAAUUAUUUUUCUCACUUUAUGACUGAUCAUAAACUAGGGUGAUCGAGGAGAGGUUUAAUUUUUGGUGUAAGUUUUUAUUACAUAGUCACAAUAAUAAAUUAUAUGAUUUUAGGGGUUUCAUUAA